Messenger RNA from Zymoseptoria tritici IPO323, 1110 nucleotides. Its product is annotated as HNRNP arginine N-methyltransferase. Gene Ontology annotation, biological process: peptidyl-arginine methylation. Lineage: Eukaryota; Fungi; Ascomycota; Dothideomycetes; Mycosphaerellales; Mycosphaerellaceae. The transcript is spliced from 4 exons. The record is from RefSeq and is a predicted model, not a curated record. Bases 73 to 1110 code for a protein of 345 amino acids. Gene Ontology annotation, cellular component: nucleus. Gene Ontology annotation, molecular function: protein-arginine N-methyltransferase activity.
AUCUUACGCCGUCGAAACCUCACCGCCGACACUCCACCUUCUUUUCGCCCUCUUCCUUCCCCUGCCACAAUUAUGGCGAACGCUUCUGCUCCCAAGGGCGACGACCCUAUGGCCGGCCUCGUCCACAGCGAAGCUCACUACUUCAACAGCUACAACCACCAUGGCAUUCAUGAGGAGAUGCUUAAGGACGAGGUCCGCACCAAGUCCUACCGCGAUUCGAUCUACAACAACCGCCAUUUGUUCAAGGACAAGGUCGUGCUCGAUGUCGGAUGCGGUACAUCCAUCCUCUCCAUGUUCGCCGUGAAGGCCGGCGCAAAGCACGUUAUCGGGGUGGACAUGUCAACCAUCAUCUACAAGGCCCGCGAGAUCGUUGCAGCGAACGGCAUGUCCGACAAGAUCACCCUCCUGCAAGGAAAGAUGGAAGAGGUCGAACUGCCAUUCCCCGAAGUCGACAUCAUCAUUUCCGAGUGGAUGGGAUACUUCCUGCUGUACGAGAGCAUGCUUGAUACCGUGCUGUGGGCUCGCGAUCGUUACUUGAGGAAAGACGGUCAAGGCCUCAUCUUCCCAGACAAGGCCACUAUCUUCAUGGCUGGUAUCGAGGAUGGAGAGUACAAGGACGACAAGAUCGGAUUCUGGGACAACGUCUACGGGUUCGACUACACUCCUCUCAAACUCACCGCCCUCACCGAACCCCUCGUCGAUACCGUGGAACUCAAAGCCGUCGUGACCGACCCAUGCGCGAUCCUCACCCUCGACCUCUACACCUGCACCGUCGCCGAUCUCGCCUUCUCCCUCCCAUUCCAGCUCUCCGUUCGCCGCACCGACUACGUGCACGCGCUCGUCGCCUGGUUCGACAUCGAAUUCUCCGCCUGCCACAAGCCCGUCAGAUUCAGCACUGGACCUCACACAAAAUACACGCACUGGAAACAGACCGUGUUCUACCUGGCGGAUGUGUUGACCGUGGAGGCGGGAGAAAAGAUCGAUGGCAACUUGGCCUGCAGACCGAAUGACCGCAAUAGGAGAGAUUUGGAUGUGGGCAUUGAUUACAAGUUGUUGACCGAGGACUCUGGCCGGACAGCGGACGGACACUGCGAGUACAAGAUGUGCUAA